CAGGUAGUCAAGCCAUUGUGCGAGCUGCUUCAUCCUGACAUUGAAGGCAAGCCAAAUUACGAUGCGCUGCUCACUCUUACUAACCUUGCGAGCAUGAGUGAUUCUGUCCGGCGGCGUAUCUUGAAAGAGAGGGCGAUACCCAAGAUAGAAGAGUACUGGUUUAUGACUGAACAUGAGCACUUGCGCGCAGCUGCGGCUGAAUUGCUCCUCAACAUGCUCUUCUUGGAUGAAUUCUUCAAGGAUACAGUCAGGAAAGGCACGGAUAGGCUAAAGCUCUGGGUACUUUAUGCCGCUGAAGAAAGCGAACGCCUCUCUCGAUGUGCUACUGCUGCUUUUGCCAUCUUGACAGAAGACGUGGAUGCGAAUCGGCGGAUAUUAGAUGAGAUCAAAUCUUGGCCCGAGGUGUUCCAGGAAAUAGCUAUGCAUGAGGAUGUUGAGUCUCAAAGGCGAGGCCUUAUUGGCAUUGCAAAUAUCAUGGAAAGUGAUGAGAAGCUGUGCGCAGAGAUUGUAGCGGCAAAAAGAGCUUUGGCUGCAGCUGAGAAAUUUGGCAUAAUCAAGCCAACAGACCGAGAGAUCUAUGAACGAACAAAGCAUGUGUCAACAAUUCCAGAGGAGUGA
This is a messenger RNA of Cylicostephanus goldi, 618 nucleotides long. The record is from the annotation of a GenBank genome assembly. Lineage: Eukaryota; Metazoa; Nematoda; Chromadorea; Rhabditida; Strongylidae.